GAUCGAUUUGCACAUUGACGAUGACAGUUUUGACUUCGGGGAUGUGUCGAAAGACGACAAAGACUUGCUCCAGGUGCUGAAGAAGAAUUGCAAGCACACAGUGGACACCUUCGGUGGCGACGUAGACAAGGUGUACUUCUACGGCGACCGAGACUGCACAGACGAGCUCCGGAAACUGGACGACUUCGAUGGCGAUAAGUUAGCGGACGGCUUCGGACGCUUCCAAAAUGGUCGUUUUAAGUCCGAUUUGUGUCGUCUGGCGCAGCUGUACAAGUACGGAG
Molecule: messenger RNA, 281 nt
Organism: Symbiodinium necroappetens
Lineage: Eukaryota; Dinophyceae; Suessiales; Symbiodiniaceae
Source: the annotation of a GenBank genome assembly